Messenger RNA from Cyclospora cayetanensis, 2592 nucleotides. RefSeq lists its product as uncharacterized. The transcript has 10 exons. Gene Ontology annotation, molecular function: phosphoacetylglucosamine mutase activity. The coding region runs from base 1 to 2592 and encodes 863 amino acids. Lineage: Eukaryota; Apicomplexa; Conoidasida; Eucoccidiorida; Eimeriidae. The record is from RefSeq and is a predicted model, not a curated record. Gene Ontology annotation, biological process: UDP-N-acetylglucosamine biosynthetic process; carbohydrate metabolic process.
AUGGCAGACCUCGCUGCAGCCUCCGCCGCUGUCGGCGAUGCAGCUGCAUCUUGGCGAGCCUUCCUGCCGUCCAGAGAGGCAGUCGUGGAAGCUCUGCGGCAGUAUCCCCCUCUGGACGCCAGACACCUCCCUUAUGGCACGUCAGGUAGGAAAGAGGUCGUCGAGGAUCCGCGUAGACAGCCAUGCAGUAGACGCACGCAGUCGAGGCACCCCCUAGCGGCGAGAAACCCCGCUCACAAGAGCGUCUUCCAAGAGAAUAUAACGACUGUAUCUAUCUGCACCGAAAGGGCUGUCUCGGAGAGGGCCCUUCGCAAACUCCUUCUUUCGAAGCGCUCGUCUUGUGCGCCUGCAGUGCACUUGGUUGCAGGAUACGCCUCGCUUACGGCCUUUCCUUCUCUCAGCACCCUCUAUUUCAUGCUCUUUCCUUCUCUCUCGUCUUUUGAUUGUGCCCCCUCCUUGGAUGCAUGCAUCAGUGCCGUCCCAUGCCCACAUCCAUGCUGGUGCAGGCGCAACACAGACGGCCUCUUCUUCUGCCGCCCCCUGUGCUGCACUGAAGGAGGAGACGUGUAUCUGUCUGCCUCCGUCUGCAUGCGUAGUCGAUGCAUGUGGGUGCCUCUUCUUUCUCACGGAGAGACUCCCGCCUCGGCUCCUAGAGGCAGCGCUCGCGAAACUGCAACACACAGCCGCCCUGUCCAUACACCGCACGCCCCUGCUCAUUGUGAUGUCUCUUUCUGCAUCCAUUGCACGAAGCGACCUCCCUCUGCAGUCCUAGAGCGUUUUUUGUCUUUUGAGCGCUUCCCUGCACUUGUCUGCGUCCAGUGCGCUCUUGAGGAGGCAAGCCAAGGAGGGAGGCGCUCAGCAGGAGAGCUUUCUGCCGAUGCGGCGAUCGAAGCGCAUGCGGACUGCUUCUUCGCCGUUGCAGAGCAGCUCUUCGAGCACGCCAGCUGCCUCGCUGCAGACGAGGAGGCAACACUGCCUCAGGGCAUGCAAGGAGAGGCAUUUCCCACUUCUCCUCCUGCUGCUGCUGCGUCAGAAUUUUCCGAAGAAGAGCAGGCUCAAGCUAGGUCGCGUCUGCACUCCAUGGGGGCUUGCGUGCUGCAGGCGAGAGACUCUCGCGCGUCGUCUCUCGCUCUCGAAGAGGCGCUCACUGCAGGCGUGUCUCUUGUUGGCGUGCAGUCUGUGAGGCUGGGAGUGGCAGCCACUGGCCAGCUGCAGUUUCUUGUGCUGCUCUGCAACGAGGCUCUCUCGGGAGUUUCCCCCCCACGUCUACCGGAGAAACAGCAUCAAGCGCUUCGCGCUGCGCUGUAUGCCCUCCGAUCGUGCCAGGAGAACCAACCAGCCUUAUUAGCAGGUGCAGAAAGGAAAUAUACGCAAGGAUAUCGCAGCGUGGCAUCGUCUCCGGUGUAUGUGGACUGCGGAAACGGAGCUGGCUCCCCUGCCUGCGGCGAGCUGCAGAAGCUCCUGCGGCUGCUUGGAGAGAAGCCUCUCUUCGCGCGCAACACAGGGCUCAACACGACAAGCAGCUCCGACACAACGAGCAGUGACUGCAGCGGCAGCCACCUGAUCAACGAGAACUGCGGCGCAGAAUUCGUCCAGAAAGGCGUGCGACUGCCUCAACGCUUCGGCUUCCCGAAGGAUGCCUCAGAGGGUGCUCCCUGCUGCGCCUUCGAUGGGGAUGCCGAUCGCAUUGUGUACUUUGCGUGGCAGCGACAGCAGACUCCUUCCGAUGAAUGCUCUUCUUCGGGGUUUUCUUCGUUAGAGGACUCUCCCGCUGUGGCGGCAGCAAACGACGAGGAAACGAUGAGGGUGCAGCUGUUCGAUGGGGACCGUAUUGCCUGCCUCUUCGUGCUGCUGAUUGCAAGUCUGCUGAAAGCUGCUGAGGAAAACAGAGUAGGAAACAGCCUGCACAAAACGACGGCGGCUCGGAGGGAGCAAGCAAACGAUGCCCCAGCAGCUGCUCUAGAGCCUCUGCGGGUAGGCGUAGUGCAGACGGCGUAUGCGAACGGUGGAAGCACCAGAUUCUUGGAGAAUCUCAGCAAAACUGUGCAGCAGUGGGAGUACUUGAAGAUCCAGAUAGAAUUGCGCUGCGUCAAGACUGGCGUCAAGAAUCUGCACCGGGAAGCCUCGCAGUUUCCACUGUCGGUGUACUUUGAGGCAAACGGCCAUGGGACUGUGCUGAGUCAUCCAGCAGAACUUGCGGCGUGGGGUGUAAAAGUCGGAAUCUAUCAGACCGAGGCCUUCCAGUUUCUACAGCACUUUGUAGCCUUAUUCAAUCCAGCAACGGGAGACGCCUUGGCAGACUUGCUCGGUGUGGAGAUCGCUCGAACAAGGCUCUCUCUCUCGCUCUCCCAAUGGCAUUUGUUGUACGACGAGUUCCCCUCAAUUACCGCUAAGGCAGCGCUGUGGGAUCUUGCCAACUCUACAGGGCCCUUCUGCAGGGUGUUUGUGAGGCCGUCCGGUACAGAAGACGUUGCGAGGAUCUACGCCGAGGCUCCCCACAGGAGAGAGGCGCAAAAGCUCGCCGAUGCUGCCGCGCAAAUCGUCCUACAGUUUGCGCAGUCAGAGGUAGCAGACAGGGGAGUGCAAGUCUAG